Messenger RNA from Actinia tenebrosa (Australian red waratah sea anemone), 2640 nucleotides. Its product is annotated as molybdenum cofactor biosynthesis protein 1. The record is from RefSeq and is a predicted model, not a curated record. Lineage: Eukaryota; Metazoa; Cnidaria; Anthozoa; Actiniaria; Actiniidae. Gene Ontology annotation, molecular function: metal ion binding; 4 iron, 4 sulfur cluster binding; GTP 3',8'-cyclase activity. Gene Ontology annotation, biological process: Mo-molybdopterin cofactor biosynthetic process.
GAUUGCAAACAUGGCAAGGGUUUGUCGUUCGACAAUGUCUUGUUUUUAUCGUCUUUUUAGAAGUUCUUUUAGGUCUCCUCUUAAGAUUACGUAUCAGAUGGUUAGAGAACAACAUGUAAAGUCUUCUGUACAGACAGGAGUACAGUAUGCAGAUAAGGAUUUGCAGAAAACAAAACACAAGUACUUUAAAGAUGAAGAGGUUAAAGAUUUUUCUGAGUUCCUGACAGACUCGUUUGGAAGACAGCAUAGCUAUCUUAGGAUAUCUUUAUCAGAACGAUGUAAUCUUAGAUGCCAGUAUUGUAUGCCUGAAGAAGGAAUCCAGCUCAGUCCCAAGGAUGAGUUACUUUCAUCUGAAGAAAUCAUAAGACUAGCAAAACUAUUUGUACAAGAAGGUGUGACAAAGAUACGAUUGACGGGGGGUGAACCCCUUGUUAGAAAAGAUAUCGUGGAACUCUGUGGGGAGCUUGGUAAGAUUGAAGGCCUAGAAACAUUAGCAAUGACCACAAAUGGCAUUACUCUCAGCAGAAAGCUUCCACAUUUGAAAAAAGCUGGUGUUAAUCUGCUUAAUGUCAGUCUAGAUACUUUGGUACCACAAAAAUUUGAAUUUAUCACAAGAAGAAAAGGAUGGCAUAAGGUUAUGGAGGCUAUAGAUAGUGCUCUUGAUCUUGGUUAUGAACCUCUGAAGGUCAAUUGUGUUGUGAUGAAAGGCCUCAAUGAAGAUGAAAUAUGUGACUUUGUUGCUCUUACAGAAAAUAAGGCUGUUGAUGUCAGGUUUAUCGAGUAUAUGCCUUUUGAUGGUAACAAGUGGAAUGUUAACAAGUUUGUGUCAUACAAGGACAUGUUGAACUUGAUCAAAGAAAGAUGGCCUAUUGUUGAGAGACUUCAAGACCACCCAAAUGAUACUUCUAAGGCAUAUAAAGUCGCAGGAUUUCGAGGUCAACUUGGUUUUAUCACUUCAAUGAGUGAAAAUUUCUGUGGAAGCUGCAAUCGCUUAAGAAUAACAGCCGAUGGAAAUUUAAAGGUGUGUUUGUUCGGUAAUUCAGAAGUGUCUCUUCGUGAUGCGUUACGUUCAGGUACGAGUACAGAUGAGUUGUUGCAGAUUAUCGGUGCUGCGGUUGGACGCAAGAAAAAGCAACAUGCUGGUAUGUUGAACAUCGCUAAACAGAAGAAUCGUCCCAUGAUCCUCAUUGUAGGGAAUCAAUUCACCAUGCCAUGGAAGACAUUUGGUUACUCCUACAAGCCUCAAACACCUUCAAGUCUUCAAAUACUUCAUACUCGAGCUUACUCGAGUGAUUCUCAAGAUGAAUCGAAAACCACCAACACGACAGGUAGUGAGAAAGAAGCACCAGCUCUCAGCCACAUCGGCCCGGAUGGCGCUGCUAGUAUGGUCGAAGUCAAAGACAAGCCAGAGACUAAAAGAGUUGCUAUAGCAACAGGCGUGGUUUAUCUUGGAGAACAGGCAUUCAAACUGGUUAAAGAGAAUCAAAUCAAGAAAGGCGAUGUACUCUCCACAGCUCAGUUAGCAGGCAUCAUGGCUUCAAAGACAACGUCUACUCUCAUCCCUCUCUGUCAUAACAUCCCCAUCACCCGUACUGAUGUUCGCUUGACGUUGAACGCAGAGACACAAGCUGUUGAGAUACAGGGAAGCGUGAGCACGGUUGGGAGGACUGGGGUAGAAAUGGAGGCCCUGACGGCUGUUAGUGUAGCUGCUCUUACCGUGUACGACAUGUGCAAGGCUGUAUCACGUGACAUUGUUAUAAGUGACGUCAGACUUGUCCAUAAAAGGGGCGGCAAAAGCGGGACUUUUACAAAAGUGAAAUAGUAAAUCCAUUUUUAUAAAUAGUCCCCUUCACAUUUCCCUUAGUGCGCCAUCUUGAAAAAUAGCAUUGCAUGUUCAUCGAAGCGAGAACGGCGGUGACCUUGCAAUGAUAGAAACCUUUUUAUAGACAUAUCUAACAACUAUUCACAUGUCUCUAUCAUUGGAAGAUAACCGCCAUUUUUGUUUUAAUACGCAAGCACGGCACGGUUACCUUUAAAGAUGGCGCAUGGAACUGUGAAGGGGACUAUCGUACGAACCCAUUUGUAUAUAUCAUUACAAUAGACUUCUCAGGCGCAAUGUUUUCCCAUUUCACACAACGUUUCAUACCCUUGAGUAUUAUUUCUUUGUUUAGCGGUUGGACAUGAGAAGACACAUGAAUAUGGAUACAACUCAUACAACGAAUCUUAUUCUCUAGGGAAUGACACGUAGAUGAAAUGGGAAAACUCCCCAGAUGAGCUUUUCAGUUCUUGGAGAGAAUGAUGGAAAAAUAUAGUCAAAUAAAAGGAAAAAAAGGGAAAAUAUUAUGCGUAAGGUAAAGAGGUACUACAAAUCGACUACCCUUGGAGAAAUGGCUGCUACAAGUACUCGAUUGCUGUUUAAUAAAUGUAUAAAUUAGUGCAAAGUAUUUGAAACUUUGACAACUGAUCAAAAAAUAGAGGGUGGUCGGUUAAUAGAGGUUAUGUCAUGUAUUGGAAUGUAUUUUUAUACCCACAAUACGGAAUAUAUAUAAUCCAUUUAUAAAUAUUAAUAAUUCGAUAGCAAUACAAAUCUACUUGAUAGUGAGCAAUAUUGAAUUAAAAGGGAUAUUAACAUCACGUGAA